AAAUAGCACCUCUCGCCUACUGACUUCAGCUGCAUCGCAUCCCACCUCGCCAGCUUCCCAUUGCCCCAAUUGCCCCAAUCCAUCGCUCCAAUGGCCCGCAAGGCAGCGCAAAAGGCCCCUCCCCCCGCUACGCCCCUGGACGGGUGCUCCGUCGCGACAUCCGGCCGUUUCCCCGGAACAUCGCAGUCGGCACUACAGUCGCGCCUAACGUCACUGGGUGCGGCGAUCGCAUCCAGCGUCACGGCAAACACGACCCAUCUCAUUGCGACGGACAAGGACUUUGAGAGCAACUCGACCAAGGUCAAGGCCGCAGCCGCGAACAGCGUGCCCGUCGUGACGAUUGAAUGGCUGGACGAGUGCGAGACGACAGGCUCCAAGGUCGAUGAGAAACAGUACUUGCUGUCGUCUGCCCCAGCACCUGCGCAGAAUGGCUCAAAGAAACGCGCUGCAUCUUCAACACCGCCAGUCCCGUCGCAGGAUAAGCGACCGAAGAUCAAAGAGGAUGCCAAGGUGGGCGACGGCCAAAACGCAAAAUCAAAAACAAUUGCCAUUUCCAUAGACGAGUAUUGCCCUCUUACGCACUAUGAAGUGUACAUUGACCCCGACGGCACGAUAUAUGACGCCUCGCUCAAUCAGACCAAUGCUGGGGCAAACAACAACAAGUUCUACAAAUGCCAGCUUCUUACCAAUGGGUCAGAUUACAAAACUUGGACUCGCUGGGGUCGCGUCGGUGAGCGUGGGCAGAAUGCCAUGUUGGGAAACGGUACUCUGAGUGAUGCCAUGAAGAAUUUUGAAAAGAAAUUCAGGGACAAAUCAGGGCUCAAAUGGGCGGAUCGCGGCGAGGAGCCAAAGCAGGGAAAGUACGCAUACGUUGAGCGUUCGUACAACCCUGAUUCCGAGGACGAAGACGACGAUGAGCCCGCGGGCGAUGGUGCUGCUGAUGAAAAGAAAGACGUGAAGCCUGCCGAGUGCACCCUUGACACACCUACACAGGAUCUCAUGAAGCUCAUCUUCAACCAGGAUUACUUCAACGCCACCAUGAGCGCUCUGAAUUACGAUGCAAACAAGCUGCCACUGGGCAAGCUGAGCAAAGGAACGAUUGCACGCGGUUUCCAAGCUUUGAAGGAACUGUCUGUGCUUCUAGACCAGACUGAUCCCGGAUCUAUUGCAGAGGUGGAGCGUCUGUCCAACCACUACUUUUCGGUGAUUCCGCACGCCUUUGGCCGCCAGCGACCGCCAGUAAUUCGAGACAACGAUGCCCUUAAGAGGGAGAUUGAGCUACUCGAGAGUCUGUCAGACAUGAAGGAGACUGCUGCCAUGCUCAAGAGCCAGCUGAAGGACGACAGCGGCAUCCACAAGCUCGACAAGCAAUUCCAAGGCCUGGGCAUGAAUGAGAUGACACCGCUUGACCACAGCAGCCAGGAAUUUGUUGAGAUUGACAAGUACCUCAACAAAUCCAAGGGUCCGACACAUGCAGUCAACUACAAUGUACAAGACAUCUUCCGCAUUGAGCGCAAGGGCGAAUUCGAACGCUUCGACAAGAGCAUCUACUCGAAGAUUUCGAGCAACCGCCGCCUCCUGUGGCAUGGCUCGAGGGUCACGAAUUACGGCGGUAUCCUUAGUCAGGGUCUCCGAAUUGCACCUCCCGAAGCGCCCGUGUCUGGGUACAUGUUCGGCAAGGGCAUCUACUUGGCCGACAUGUCGUCGAAAUCGGCGAAUUACUGCGCGUCGUACGACUCUGGGGGAACAGCGCUGCUUCUGCUGUGCGAGGCGGAGCUGGGCAAUCCCAUGCAUCAGCUCACGGACGCAUCGUACACGGCCGGUGAGGAUGCGCGUAACCAGGGCAUGUACAGCACGUGGGGAAUGGGAGAGAGGGGCCCGAAAAAGUGGAAGGAUGCGGGGUGUGUGAAUGGGGCGCUGGCCGGCUGCAUGAUGCCGGAUGUGGCGACAGCACCUGGACCGACGAAUGUGCCUGGAGCGUACUUGAUGUACAACGAGUAUAUUGUGUAUGAUGUUGCGCAGGUCAAGCUGCGGUACUUGCUUCGCGUGCGCAUGUAGAGGCAUGUAGAGCAUGCUAGAGGUAUGUAUGUAUGUAUGUAUGUGUGUGUGGAGUGUGUUUGAGCAGAUGGUUGUCGGGUGCUUGUAGCAUUAGCAAAGGGGAUUCGGCGUUUAGGCCAAAGGGAGCCAUCGGUCGGACAGUCAGUCGGUUAAUGAGUGCUGAGGCUUUAAUCUAGUGCAAUGAAUGUU
Molecule: messenger RNA, 2247 nt
Organism: Exserohilum turcica Et28A
Lineage: Eukaryota; Fungi; Ascomycota; Dothideomycetes; Pleosporales; Pleosporaceae
Exons: 8
Coding region: 91-2058 (655 amino acids)
Molecular function (GO): NAD+ poly-ADP-ribosyltransferase activity
Source: RefSeq, a predicted model, not a curated record